AUGGACAGGAUAACGGCAGCUGCUAUGCGCCUGUACCUCUUGAAGCGGAGCCUGGACCAAGCGGACGAUCGGGAUGACGUCCUGGCGAAGAGGUUGAAGAUGGAAGGGCACGAGGCCAUGGAGCGCUUGAAGAUGCUGGCGCUGCUGAAGAGGAAAGAUCUCUCAGGCAUCGAGGUGCCGCACGAGCUGCCGGUGAAGCAGGACGGGGUGAAAGUCUACGAGGAGAAGCUGAACGGGAGCCUGAGGCCCCACGGGGAUGGCAGGACUGCAGGGAGGCCGGGGAAGGAGAACAUCAACGAGGAGCCGGUGGAUAUGAGCGCGAGGAGAAGUGACCAGGACAGGGGCCGAUUAACCCCUUCCCCAGACAUCAUCGUCCUCUCCGACAACGAGGCGUCCAGUCCCCGCUCCAGCUCUCGGAUGGAGGAGCGGCUGAAGGCGGCGAAUCUGGAAAUGUUUAAGGGUAAAAGCAUAGAGGAGCGACAGCAGCUGAUCAAGCAGCUGCGGGAUGAGCUGCGGCUGACCCCGGUUGUCCAGAACGUGGCGUCGAUUGUCCAGCCGUCUCCUGCUCACGUGGGACAGCAGGGACUGUCCAAGCUGCCCUCCAGGCCUGGAGCUCAGGGGGUUGAGCCUCAGAAUUUAAGGACAUUACAGGGUCACAGCGUCAUUAGGUCCGCCACGAACACGACUCUGCCCCACAUGCUCAUGUCGCAGCGUGUGAUCGCUCCCAACCCUGCCCAGCUCCAAGGGCAGCGGGUUCCUCCGAAACCUGGCCUCAUCCGCACGACCACUCCGAGCAUGAAUCCAGCCAUCAACUACCAGCCGCAAUCAAGUUCUUCAGUUCCUUGCCAGCGCACGUCGUCGUCAGCCAUCUAUAUG
Pterocles gutturalis (yellow-throated sandgrouse) is the source of this 876-nucleotide messenger RNA. It is a transcript of the gene GATAD2B, whose product is annotated as GATA zinc finger domain containing 2B. The annotation marks the transcript as partial. Gene Ontology annotation, cellular component: NuRD complex. The record is from RefSeq and is a predicted model, not a curated record. NCBI's taxonomy places the organism in Eukaryota, Metazoa, Chordata, Aves, Pterocliformes, Pteroclidae. Gene Ontology annotation, biological process: negative regulation of transcription by RNA polymerase II. The transcript has 6 exons.